Saccostrea echinata is the source of this 3101-nucleotide messenger RNA. Its product is annotated as toll-like receptor 2. Gene Ontology annotation, biological process: toll-like receptor signaling pathway; immune response. The transcript has a single exon. NCBI's taxonomy places the organism in Eukaryota, Metazoa, Mollusca, Bivalvia, Ostreida, Ostreidae. Gene Ontology annotation, molecular function: transmembrane signaling receptor activity. The record is from RefSeq and is a predicted model, not a curated record. The coding region runs from base 282 to 2327 and encodes 681 amino acids. Gene Ontology annotation, cellular component: membrane.
UUUUACGUCACUUUUUAACAUGUUACCUGUAAUCUGAAUAACAACAGAUAAUGCAAUAUCUAAUUAAAUAACCAUGCUGUGUCAGUGAUGGGGUUUAGCGAAGCGAGGACUGAAUUCAUUACAAUAAAUAAAGACGUUUCCUGUUCACAUUUUGAACAAAUAUUAAGAGGACAUGUUGGAAACAAGUGCUCGAAAACCAGCUGUCUUAAAAAAUCAAAUCUGAAAUAUGACGUAAAUUAUUUUAAACUAAUGAGGCGGACGAACUUUCAAUGUGAGACACGAUGAAUAUGGACAUCUUAAAAACAGUUCGAUAUGUUUAUCUUUUUAUUUGUUUAAUGAACUUUGAACAAACAAUCACAUCUGAGGGCUAUCUGCGAGAAUUACACGAGACUUCAACAGUUCCUUCUGCCAGCACCACAUCAAUUACUUCAACUGGAGCAGAAUCUAAUGAAUUCAAUUGGACAAACGAUACUCCCGUCGCACCAGCUUCUUAUCUUCCACCCCACUGGGAGGAAUUUUGCAUUUUGCAGGAAAGGGGUACCAAUCAAACAGUGCAUCACUACACCUGUUUUAUCAACACGUCUUUCUCUGGGAAAUGGAAUUUUUCAGUACUAAGGCAGCAUAUUUUGACAAAGGAUAUUAAGUAUGGCUUUGAUGUACGUUGUCAAAAUGGUGCUACAAUAUCUCUUCCCUUGUCUGCGAAAGCAAGAAAUAUUAUCAAACUUUAUGUUCACGACUGUGUCGCGGUCGACUACUUUGCAGACUUUCAGAAUCCUGAUUUAGACAGUUAUCCAGACGAACUGGAGGAAUAUGCAAUAAUCAAUGUACAACGAUUACUUUCAAUAAAGCAAAUAGAGAGGAACCUUCAGAUAAAGUCUGAGACGCUGCCGAAAAACGUAAUUUGUGGUGACGAAGAAACAUUGAAAAUUAAGAUAGAAAGGAAUGAAACCUUCUCAUUUAUUCAAGAUGUACCAGAACUGGAUUUAACUCUCUUUAGCAGAAUCGCUACAGGAAACAUUAUAGACACAAGACUGUCUCCACACAAGUGUGUAUUCAAGAAACUGCAAGUACUCGAAAAUUCUGUAACAUCUUCAAAAGCUAGGUAUUAUGCUGCAAUGUUGACGGAACAGAAUCAGUUUCCAGAAUUGAAAGUUUUUAAUAUAUCUCAUUCUUUCAUUAAUUACAUACCAGAGCAAUUCAAAAACUGGUGGAUUUACUUCGAAAAAUUGGAGUACCUUGAUAUGUCCUACAACCUUAUUCAGGAUAUUCUGUUUCCAAUAAAUAAUGAUGGAAUAUGGGGACAACACAUACCUAACUUAAUAUUUGAUUUUACUUUUAACAAUAUCAGUCGGCUCACUGUCCGUAAUUUUGAAAGAAUCAUCCGCAACAAGAAGAUAUUUGUGAAGAUAACUAGCAACCCGUUCAACUGCACCUGCACAGAUGAAAUGAAAGAAGUUCUGAAAUACAUUCAAGACACAGACUGGAGUUCGGCAAAGUACAAAAGGUAUGCAUACUUUAGGGAUCUUAGGUGUGAAACUCCUGAAAAUGUUCGGGGUUGGCGUCUGGCGGAUCUAACACUUAGGGACAUUAACUGUAAAUUCGAGUUAAUGCCAGUCACUGUGGCUUUGAGUGUCCUGUCGUUUAUUCUCAUCAUUUGCAUUGUUGUUAUACUUAAGUAUCGAAGGGAAAUCCGAAUUUUGGUUUACACCAGGUUCAAUGUAGUGCUUCCGUGUCAGCCAGCUGAGAUAUACGAGCAUAAAGAAUUUGAUGCCUUUGUUUCCUAUAGUAACGAUGACCAAGAGUGGGUGUGCAGUAUUUUUGACGAAAACAAACACGACCGUCUUGUACAUUUGAAGUUUUGCAUGCACCACAAGGAUUUCAUUCCAGGAAAAACUAUUUUUGAAAACAUCGUUAAAUGUAUUGAGAAUAGUCGUCAUACUGUCAUUGUCCUCUCAGAAAAUUUUCUUAAAAGUCAUUUUUGCUUAUGGGAGUUUCAAGAAGCUUUUCAGCAAAGCAUUGUUGAAAGAAAACGACAUCUCAUCAUCAUCUUACUGGAAGACAUUCCAGAUAAGGAUCUCCCAAACGAUCUAAAGAGAUGCAUGAAAACAUUCACUUACAUAAGAAGGGAUGAUAAAAUCUUCUUUGACAGAUUGCUUUACUCAUUGUCGUACAAGGGGAAAGCAGUCCGAAAUCCAAAACUUGCUCAAAUUAAUCCAGGAUAUGAUGACAAAGGAAAUAAAGAAGAUGACAAAGUGAAUGAAGAAGAUGUGAUCAAAAUGAUGAAUGAAAGAAAUGUUAUUAUGAAUAACUUUCAUGAACGAAUAUAGAAUCAUGCAAAAUAUUCCAUAAACAAAAUACAUGUAGGAAAAAAUUGAAUGUUUAGCAUUUAGUAAAUAAUGACCUUGUUAGCAAUUAUAACUUAUCAUUGGGUCGUAUUUUGGCUGAUAUAGUUCAUACCGAUUGUUAGGGGCUUUGUUUUUAUACUAAAUUUGACCGCAGAUCAAUGCAUAGGGCUCAAGCAUGGUUUGUGUUACCGGUCGACAUGGGAUGCUUGCUCCUCAUGGGCGCCUGAUCCCAAUAGUUUUGUGCCUUAUUCACAGAUUUGUAUUUUUUUUUUUUUAGAUCGAUCGCUUUUCAUUAUCUUCAACUUUUUUUUUGUAUCCGACAUUUUUUUUUCCCCUCAGAAAUACAAUAUUUCGGUUGUACAUUAUGAAAUGUUGACAUGUUUAGGUUUGACGGGUUUCUCAUAUUUUUCUUCUUUAUUAGGUACAGGACUGUUUCUUUGGCUAAUAAUAGCUGUGAUCCGUCCAGAGUACAAGAAAAUAUGCAACCCAUGUUCUUUUUUGAUGUAUUCCUACGCAUUCUUACAUUGUAAUAGUGAACUCUUCUUUAAAAUUUGAUAAGGUUCGUUGUAAGAUAUGUUAUUAUGAAUGUGCAAUUCUUGAUAUCUAGUCAUGCAGGUCCCGGUGUGUAAUCAUAUGCAAUAUUUUUUUCAUGUACAAAAAGUAAGAUACCUUUCUUUUAGCUUGGUGUUUUCUUGCACAUGGCAUUAACGUAUGCGUGUAUGAUAACGACUGAUUAAACAUGUUCAGCAUUAUUAA